This is a messenger RNA of Ectocarpus sp. CCAP 1310/34, 165 nucleotides long. The record is from the annotation of a GenBank genome assembly. NCBI's taxonomy places the organism in Eukaryota, Phaeophyceae, Ectocarpales, Ectocarpaceae.
AUGCCACGAUCCUCCGCAGGCGAAUCAUCUACGUUGAUGUCCCUGGCUAGAAAUAAGGAUAGCGAGCUUCUGAAGGCUUUCGAGGGUUGCUUCGAGGGUGACGAGUACAAGGGCGACAUCGAUGACGACUUGUUCCUUGCGCAGGCGGCUGAAACGAGCGGUUGA